UUAGGAAGCUAUUAAUGUUUCACUUUCCUUUUCUCUCUUUCUGAAACCCAGCCGCCCAGUUCUCUGAAACCCAGCCGAAAUUACCCCAUGCAUCUCUCUCUCUGAACUCUCUCACUCUUUCUCAAGUCUCACGCACGUCUCACUCUCAGUUCGACAGUCCCCAGCCGCGGCUUCUUCCUUCUCCAGUUCUCCUCCCCGCUUCUUCUUCUUCUUCUUCUUCUUCUCUUCCUCCAGGUCUCUGCUUCGUCAGCUUUGGGUUUUUGAAGAAGAAGCCAUGAGCAGGAGCUUGGGAAUACCAGUAAAGCUUCUUCACGAGUCGGCGGGGCAUGUGGUGACGGUGGAGCUGAAGAGCGGCGAGCUUUACAGAGGAGGCAUGGUCGAGUGCGAGGAUAACUGGAACUGCCAGCUCGAGAACAUCACCUACACUGCCAAGGACGGGAAGGUUUCACAGCUUGAGCAUGUGUUUAUUCGAGGCAGCAAAGUUAGGUUUAUGGUGGUACCGGACAUGCUAAAGAACGCUCCAAUGUUCAAGCGUCUUGAUGCUAGAAUCAAGGGUAAGGGUGCAUCACUUGGAGUCGGAAGGGGUAUUGCAAUGCGGGCUAAAGCACAAGCUGCUGGCCGGGGAACAGCUGGUAGAGGUGUUGUACCACCUGUACGGAGGUAAUAAUCCUCUCUCGUCGGAGUCUGCAAUGGAAAGGAUCCCGUCCGUGAUCAUGAUCAAAAUUUGCUGUGCAG
Morus notabilis is the source of this 735-nucleotide messenger RNA. Its product is annotated as small nuclear ribonucleoprotein SmD3b. NCBI's taxonomy places the organism in Eukaryota, Viridiplantae, Streptophyta, Magnoliopsida, Rosales, Moraceae. Gene Ontology annotation, cellular component: spliceosomal tri-snRNP complex; U12-type spliceosomal complex; precatalytic spliceosome. The record is from RefSeq and is a predicted model, not a curated record. Gene Ontology annotation, biological process: spliceosomal snRNP assembly; RNA processing. Gene Ontology annotation, molecular function: RNA binding.